CAUCUUCAACGGUUAUUCAGGGCGUCUUGUCGCUUGUGGUUCUGUCUCUACACGGAGAAAACCUUUCCGCGGACCUCGGCGGGUAUUCCAGGUGUCAAUAACAAUGGAGAAUGAUGAGGGAGAGAAGAUGAAUGAAGGUGAAUCAGAGCCAGUUCCUCAACCACUGUGCCGCUUCUACUCUCAAGGCAGACACUGCAGUUAUGGGAAGAGAUGUAAAUUUCUGCACGUAAGAGAAGACACCAGAGCUCAUGAGAAGACAACUGUGAGCCUGACCGAUCUCGUGCCUUUAAACUUACCAGCCCCUGCUGAAGAUGUGGGCCACAGGCAGUCUCCCACCAGUAACUCCAGAUUUGCCCCAGCAGCUUCCCAUCGCCCCUGUCGCUACUUUAUGGCAGGUCACUGCAGCAUGGAGGACAGAUGUCGUUUCUGGCAUCCACCGCAGUUACUUUCACUGAAUGACCAGCCUGUUCCUGGCAAUCACACAAGAGCCCCACAGAGGAUCCGACCUGUAUCCCGCCCCGGUGCCCUCCAGGAGGUGAAGUUGGGUGACAUGACAGAGGACGUUGCCAAGCAGCUACGAGAUACUGAGAUCACACAGAUGAAGAAGCGCUUUCCUAAAGACCAGCUGAUCAUUCAGGAACGAAGCGAUGGCAAACUGACAUAUUACAGGGCGACUGUAGAGGCUACUGAUCCAGACUGGCCUUUUGAUCUGAAAGAAAUCGAUAUCAUGGUGAGCUUCCCGGAUAAUUAUCCCCAAGAGAUUUUUACAUUGGACAUACCGCUGGACCAGGAUCUGCCACCAGCAAUGUCAAAGCAUGUACAGCAAGCGUCGUUGGAGUGGCUUCAAGCUAAACAUGCAACAAACCAGCUUCUGGGAAAGGUGGAGCUGCUUUUCCGGCCUUUUCUUCGCUGGCUUGAUCGCAGCUUGGAGAGACUGUUCACCGAAGGAGCCAGACAGUUGAAAAAAGACAUCGACAUCGAAAAAGCUGGACUGCAGUUUAUAACAUAUCAGGAGCUGCAGGCAACAGCGAGUGAAAGGUCUGCCUCUGACGUUGCUGCUGCUGAUGCAGAAGAGGAUACCGGUAAUGUGGGAGAAACUGAGAAUACAGAAGGUGAGAAGUUAGUGCAGGAGGAGAGUCCAGGCUUUGAAGACGGACUGCAGCAGGACGAAGCAAGUCAUCUGGUGGAGAACAUUAAGAUCAGUGAUCCACGCAGAGGCACAGAGGUGAAGCUGCUGGGCCUGAGACUGGGAGACAACACUGCCACUGUGGCUGCCCAGCAGAUCACCGUUUGCCUUCAGUGUAACAGGUGUAAGGUAACUGCAGACCUGACACUCAACGGAAGGACUCCCUGUGCAGCUCAGUGCGAUAAGUGUAAUGCAAGCAUAAAUGCUGCAUUCAGGCCCUGCAUGCUUCACCAUUACAGUGACGUCCUGGGAUACUUGGACCUCCACAACGCUGCACCGUCUGACCUCGUACUUCAGGACUGUGAACUCACCGUGGGCUGCCUGACCUGCUCCCAGGAGGGCCCUGUGCAGAACCUUUUGUAUGGACAAACAAAGGAGUUUAAUUGUGAACACUGCCACAGCAAACUCAGCAUCCUGGCUGAGAGCACAAGAUUUCAGUACAUCCCGCCUCGUACCAACAAAACAGGUUCCACUGAAGUACGUUACAAGACGAUAAGAGAUCCUGCUGUGCAAAAGGGGAAGCCACUGCCGGAAAAGGGAACAUGCAAACAUUACAAACAGAGCCAUCGUUGGCUAAGGUUUCCCUGCUGCGGCCGGACCUACCCCUGUGAUGUGUGCCAUGAUGAGAACCAGGAUCACCCCAUGGAACUCGCCACCAGGAUGCUUUGUGGUUACUGUGCCAAAGAACAGCCGUACGGCAACGGAAAGCCUUGUGUCAGCUGCGGGAGCAUGAUGACGAGAGGCACGAGGACCAGCCACUGGGAGGGAGGACUGGGAUGCAGAAACAAAGUCAAAAUGAGCAAAAAUGAUCGUCAAAAAUAUGCCAACACCAACAAAACGGUUUCCAGGAAAGCAACCAGUGAAAAGAAGUAGUUGGUGAAAAAGAGCCUUGUUGCCUUAAUUUGUGAACAGAUGAUAUGAUACACAAAUCAAAUCAAGAUUUCAAUGAAAUUAUACAUUUUUCACAAUAAAUCAUGUUGUUAUGAUCAAA
This is a messenger RNA of Stegastes partitus (bicolor damselfish), 2177 nucleotides long. RefSeq lists its product as uncharacterized. The record is from RefSeq and is a predicted model, not a curated record. The coding region runs from base 104 to 2059 and encodes 651 amino acids. Lineage: Eukaryota; Metazoa; Chordata; Actinopteri; Pomacentridae. The transcript is spliced from 12 exons. Gene Ontology annotation, molecular function: zinc ion binding.